Molecule: messenger RNA, 696 nt
Organism: Benincasa hispida (wax gourd)
Lineage: Eukaryota; Viridiplantae; Streptophyta; Magnoliopsida; Cucurbitales; Cucurbitaceae
Product: large ribosomal subunit protein eL30
Cellular component (GO): cytosolic large ribosomal subunit
Molecular function (GO): structural constituent of ribosome; RNA binding
Source: RefSeq, a predicted model, not a curated record
CUGACCCGUUUUUGUGAAAACAUGAGGCCCAAGUUUUAGAGUAACCCUUAGGCGCUCUAUAUAUAUUUUCAGAAUUAGGGUUUUUGGCCGUUCAGUCGGCGAAUUCAGCUUCUCAUCUUCAAUCAUGGUGGCCGCAAAGAAGACGAAGAAGACUCAUGAGAGCAUCAACAACAGACUCGCUCUCGUCAUGAAGAGCGGAAAAUAUACCUUGGGAUACAAAACCGUCCUCAAGACCUUGAGGAACUCUAAAGGUAAGCUGAUCAUCAUUGCCAACAACUGCCCUCCACUCCGAAAGUCCGAGAUCGAAUACUACGCUAUGUUGGCGAAGGUUGGAGUUCACCAUUACAAUGGGAGCAAUGUAGACCUUGGAACCGCUUGUGGCAAAUACUACAGAGUAUGCUGCCUCAGCAUUAUCGAUCCCGGUGAUUCGGAUAUUAUCAAGAGCAUGCCUGGAGAAAGUUAGGUUACAACUUCCUCUCAGGUCAUAGAUUUUUGUUUCAGAGUUUCUUUUUAAUUCACUUGAUUUUGGGUUGAACGUAGUUAUGUGUUUUGCUUGUGAGGCAUGAUAUCAUUGAACGAAUGGUUUCAUUGUAAACCCUUUUUAUGUUCGAGAUUAUCUUAUUCCAGAAAAUUUUCAUAUCAUUAUUUUGGUGUUCUUGUCUUAUAACAAAACAAGCAUCUUGUGAGUUUUUUUUC